Molecule: messenger RNA, 4921 nt
Organism: Zootoca vivipara (common lizard)
Lineage: Eukaryota; Metazoa; Chordata; Lepidosauria; Squamata; Lacertidae
Source: RefSeq, a predicted model, not a curated record
UCACGGGCCAUGUUUCAUUUCAAUGAAUAAUGAUCUAAUUUGGAGGCCGGCCACGCUCCUCUGGCCAGGACACGAGGCUCCUUCUGCAAGAGCCAUGUGCGUCUUACCGGUAGCAGAGGGGAAGGAAAAGAUGCUCCACCGAGGGCUUUUGUCUGGAGAUUGGCUUCUGCAACAGCUGAAAGCCAAGUGUGUAUUGGUUGCCGGGGGGGGGGUCUGCUUGACGGGGCUUUGGAAAAGGAGCGAGGGAAGCAGCCCCCUUUUUUCUCUCCCUCCGCCGCUUUGCAAUGAAGUGACCGAGAGGAGCGUCAGCGAAGGAGCCUGUUUUCCUUUUGCGAAAGGGACCCACCCCGAGGGAGGGCGGAGCCUGCCUUUCUUCCCCUCGCCGCUCGUGUCCCGCCUUUGCUUUCGCCCAGCGCCGAUGCCGAGGGCUGCCUUGUGCCAGUUAACUUUCCGAAUUGUUUGGAUUGCUUUCUGGAGGCUUUGCAUUGCCACCUUAAAUCAUGGACAUCGCUGGCUUUCUGAAGUCUCAAUUCAUUUGCCACCUCCUUAUCAGUUAUGUAUUUAUAGUGUCGGGACUGAUAAUCAACUUCAUUCAACUCUUCACAUUAAUCCUCUGGCCGUUCAACAAGCAACUUUUCAGGAAGGUCAAUUGCAAGCUGGCUUAUUGCAUUUCAAGCCAAUUGGUAAUGUUGCUGGAAUGGUGGUCGGGCACAAUUUGUACCCUCUACACGGAUCCCCAGAAUUAUGAAAAGUACGGGACAGAGAAUGCCAUCGUAAUCCUUAAUCACAACUUUGAAAUUGACUUUCUCUGUAGCUGGAACUUUUGCGAAAGAUUUGGAGUCUUGGGGAGUUCCAAAGUACUUGCAAAAAAAGAGCUUGCUUCUAUGCCGAUCAUUGGCUGGAUGUGGUACUUCCUUGAGAUAGUUUUCUGCACGCGAAAGUGGGAGGAAGAUCGGAAAAAUGUCGUGCAAGCCCUGCUCAAUCUCCGGGAUUAUCCUGAAAACUUCUGGUUCCUGAUUCACUGUGAAGGCACCAGGUUCACAGAGCAAAAACACAAAAUCAGCAUGCAGGUAGCUGAAGCCAAAGGCCUACCCAAGCUCAAAUAUCACCUGCUGCCACGGACAAAGGGAUUUGCUGUCACCGUCCAGUGUUUGAGAAAUGUAGUUUCAGCCGUGUAUGAUUCUACACUGAACUUUAGAAAUAAUGAGAAUCCAACUUUGCUGGGAGUUUUAAAUGGGAAAAAAUACCAGGCAGAUUUAUAUGUGAGGCGGAUUCCAUUAGAGGAAAUCCCAGAAGAUGAGCAGGAAUGUUCUAAAUGGCUUCACAAACUCUAUCAAGAGAAGGAUUCUUUUCAAGAGGAAUACUACAGAACAGGAGCCUAUCCUGGCACUCCCAUAGUGCCACCCCGGCGGCUGUGGACUCUAUUGAAUUGGCUCUUCUGGGCCAUAUUGUUGCUGUAUCCUUUGUUCAAGCUGUUCAUCAACACGAUCAGCAGCGGCUCUUCGCUGACUCUGGCAAUGUUUGCCUUUGUUUUCAUUGCAGCUACUGUUGGUAGUCGAUGGAUGAUAGGAGUUACGGAAAUAAACAAAGGCUCGACUUACGGCAACCACGGUCACAAGGACAAAUGAAAGUGAAAACUCCAGAGACUGCUUCAUACCCAAAGGGAACAUGCACGUCUCCCGUGGACUGCAGUCUAUCAUUCUCCUUCAAAUCUACGGAGCCGAAUGCAGUGAGAUGGCCAUGAAUUCAUUCUCUUUGCCCCUUAUUCCUCCCACUCGCAGGGGAUAUUGGUUCAUAGUCUGCACAUUGUUUUCAAAUUUUCCCCUAUUCAAAUUAAGGAAAAUAAAAUAUGCAAUGACAGUGUAGCAAGCAUCUGAAGGAAUUGAUGAUCGGUUUCUUCUUCCUUCUUCCCCAUAAUCUUUAGCGGAUUAACACUGUCAAUCCGUUUUAUAAGAAAGUGAAAUUUAUUUUCUCCAGAAGAACCUAAGGAAACCUAUCAUGACUAAUAGCCAUUGAGAAGCCUUAUCACCCAUGAAUUUGUUCAAUCCCUUUUACAAACUCUCUGAAGUUAGCCAUCACACAUUGAGGCAGCAAGUUUCAUUGUUUAAUGAUGUGCUGUGCGACAUUCUCCCUUUCGUCUGUCUUUAAUUUCUUACCAUCUAGUUUCAUUGGAUGACCCUGAAGUCUAGUACAGUGGAACCUCGGUUUUAUGAACACCUCGGUUUACGAAUUUUCGGUUUAUGAAUGCCGCGGACCCGUCUGGAACAGAUUAAUGCAUUUCCAUUACUUUCAAUGGGAAAGUUCGCUUCAGUUUAUGAACGCUUCAGUUUAUGAACAGACUUCCGGAACCAAUUGUGUUCAUAAACCGAGGUACCACUGUAUCAUGAGGAAGACAAAAAUUUUCACACUUUUUCUACACCAUAAUUUUGUCUCCUCCUUGAUUUUUCCCUAAAGAACCUCCAAUGUUGACCUUACUUCAGCCCCCUGAUAAUUUCAGUUGCCCUUUUUGUGUGUUUUACAGCUCUACAGUGUACUUUUUAAGCUGCAGUGACCAGAAAUGUGCACAGCAUUCCAAGUUUGGCAAUAUAUAUUUCUAUAAGGAAGUUUUAUUCUCAGCCCUCUAUGCCCUUUCACAGCAGUUGGGUACAUGGCUGUCUUUUAUUGGGCUGUCCACCUUCCCAGUUACUGUCAAAUUUGACCCCAGCACUGUACAUGGAAAGUUAGCGUUGGGGACAGAAACUUUUUACAGUUAAUUUUAUUGCUCAUUCACCUCUUUCAGAACUCUCUGCAGUCCCUUUUUGUUUUUAACCACUCUGAAUAAUUAGGUCAUAUCAUAAACUCUGACACACCACUGCUCAUCCCUAUGAAAAAGUUAAAAAAAACCACCACCCACUCCAAUACAGAUAUUACCGGGGACCCUGUUUACAUCCCUCCACUAUGAGGCUCUGCUUCCUGUCACUUAACCAGUUACUGAUCCAUGAGAUCUUACCUGCUCCUUUGCCAUUAUUUCUAAGUUGGUUCAGAGCUUUUGGUGAGGGACUUCAUCAGAAGCAUUUUGAAAGUCCACAUGCCUUGUUCACAUUCAAAUUAAGGGAUAGUGAGACAGGACUUGUCUUCUGAAGGGUUGUGUUUAGCAAGGAUUGUUGUUCUGUAGAUAAAGCUGCCCUGGAACAGGCAUUACAUUAAGUGGCCUGUAAUUUCUUGGGCUCCUUUUUAGAAAAUGGUGUUACACGGAUUGCUUGGAUGUUGAUACUUCUGGCAGUGGGGCUCAGCACUUCAUCUGCUGGCAGCUCACAAGAUGCUUGGACCUUUCAAGCUUGCCUUACUUUUCUACUCUUGCCUAGCUUUUCCCUGCUUCUGUUUCCAGUUUUAGAUUAGGAAAGCCCAGUCGUAACAUGGUAGUUCCUGUUUGGAAGUGGCAAAUUUCCCUUCACCAAAGGAUGUCGUGUUCUGAGCAACUUUUGCCCCAAAUUUCACUGUACAAUUCAUGCAGGGACAGAGAAGGUAACUUGUGCUAGAAUGAAUGAAACUGGCUGACAUCACUUGUUGUAGAAGGAUCUGUUCCAUUAGAGAGGAACCUCAAGAUUUUGUGGGUGAUGUCUUAGUGUAGUUUGGCUGUUGCCACAGUAGCUAUGCAGUCAAUAUAUAAAUGUACCAUGUCAUCAGCAAAAUGGACAAGUGUUGAAGAAUUGGCUGAUGCAAGCUGUUAGAAAGACUGCUGUUCGGUAAAUGCUGAAUGUGUUUACAUUCAUUGUGUGUAAGUCUGCAAAGAUUGGUGGGUUGUACAAUAACAUUGUCAGUGCCUUUAUAAAUUGUGUGGGAAGGUGAGGGUUGGAAGUGCAGGUAUCAUAGGCACCAUAUGAAGAGAAGCUGCACCUGCUUUUAAUGAGUAUAAUAAGACUCAUUUUGAGUUAAAAGCUGGUAAUUUUUAACUGUGUAUCAUAGGACAGGAAUCUUUACAGCUACUUUCCUUGUUACAAGCAAGUACUAGGGUUUUGUUUUCAUUUCUCAUUUUUAUUUUUGCUGUGAGUAAAGGAUCUAUCCAGAAUUCAGCACUGUAAGCAUGUUUGAGAAAUCACUUGUCCUCAAACGUACUUAAUCUGGGCUAAAUCAUGUACUUGGUAAGCAUAUUUGACCUUACCAAUAACCGCUAGCAGCACUAAGCAAAGCAGGGUCCAGGUAUGCUUUCAAAUUGGAUGGGGGCCACGUGUUGGACUAGAUGACCCUACAAGUGUAUUAUUUUAUAUGCUGCUUUUUUCCUUUGGCUGUUUGGAGGUGUACUAGAAAUCAUUUCAACAAUAUCUGAGGCCUGAACUGGUGGUGGAUAAGUGUUUCGACUACGUCAGACCAACAUGGCUACCUACCUGUAACUUUUGGAAGAGGAUUAUUGUUACUUUCAUACCUGAUUCAUUCCUUGCACUUCCUCAAAUUCUUCUAACUGCAGUGAGAGUUAGAGGCAUAAACAGUCAAGGUUUAAGAUGAUCUAUUAUGCUUGACAUUCCGAAAACCUAAAAUUUGAACACUGAAUGUUCCCCACAAGUGGGCAGGUAAUGAGAAAAAUAUCACCUGAGAUUUAAAGGAUACUUGCCAAAAUAACAAAUUUUGACUCUGGUUUGGUGUAUUAAAGCAAUUUCGUAUUGUCUUGUUAAGUAUCAAUGUUCACGCCCCAUUAACAACUGUAUGUUUUAAAUUGCCUUAACAAAAGUAAUAUUAAAUAUUAUGUUUAUACAAAAAUAAAGAUGUUAAAAUAAUGUUUAGUUUGUAAUUUUCAUGAAUCUACAUUACCCAAUAACUUGAAACUGAUAAGAUAGAAGAGGGCCACAGCUUGAAACAAUAUAAUGGAAGCAUUCAGUUGUCUUUGCCUUUAAGAACAGAUAAUAUAUUCUACUGCGCUCUUCACAGUUUACAGGUUUUUAAGAUG